AUGGGAAGAAUCAUUUCUGAAAUUCGUGUGAAGAGAAAGCUUGUGGAAUCUCUUGUUCUAUCUAAGGAGUUAGCUAUUGAGAUUGGAAAGCCUCUGGAUGGCAGGAAUUUGAAGAAUAUGGCUUUGAUUUCUGAAGUUGUUGUUAUUCCUGAUGCUCUGGAUAUGAACUCAAUCUCUUCCAGGAUAUUGGAUCUUGCCGACUUUCCGGAUUUCAACAGUUUUAUAGAAAGUUCAAAGACAAUUACUUAUGAGAGAACAUCUUCUGGUGUUGCACGUGUUAUGGUUAAUCAAGACGGUCUUCAGAUACUCCUUCUGAAACUCUUUUCAAAAGAUAUUGCUGCUCAAGGACCCUCUGAAUCGUCCAAGGUUACCAAAAAAUCUAAGUUUUCAAGAACUUUGGAACCAGUGAAGGAAACUGAAGUUGAAGCUUCUGCUCCUGAAGCUUUUGAAAUUGUUUCUAAAGCUAUGGAGUUAGAUCCUUCUUCUCAUAACACUGUUACUAGUAAGUCCACUUUUGAGACUUCUUUACUACAUUUUGCAUUAUUUAAUUCAUCAACUUCCAGUCCCUCUCAAACAUCUACUCCACCACCACCUUAUGUUUCCACUGUUGGAACAAAGACAUCUCUCAUCCAAGAAAAUCCAAAAUUUUCAGUAGUUAUACAUUUUGAUCCUCAGCCAUCUCUACCAAAUCCAAAAACUUUCUGA
Molecule: messenger RNA, 705 nt
Organism: Vicia faba (fava bean)
Lineage: Eukaryota; Viridiplantae; Streptophyta; Magnoliopsida; Fabales; Fabaceae
Source: the annotation of a GenBank genome assembly